Pelobates cultripes (western spadefoot toad) is the source of this 25430-nucleotide messenger RNA. Lineage: Eukaryota; Metazoa; Chordata; Amphibia; Anura; Pelobatidae. The record is from the annotation of a GenBank genome assembly.
GUGAAAGUCCCCUAUCUCAACCCAGCGCCUCAGUCUCGGCGAGCUGCGCCACAGACUGGAAGUGACGUGGCAGGAACGUCCCCCCUUCUCUCUCUCUCCCCACUCCAUGGUUCCGUGUGUACGGGGAUGGACUGGGCAGUAGAGAGGUAGCGGAGGAGAGAGGUGAUUACUGAGCUCUCUCCUGCAUGCAUGGCUAUUAUUAUGUAUUGUUUAUUACUGUACACAUUGAUACCUAUAUAGGACAAUGCUGCAAAUAACAGGGACCAUUAUAAAUGAUGCACCUACAAAGCAGUGCCUGAUUUAAUCUAUAUUUAUAGAAUGUCUUUCACUUGUUUAUAUCAUUUUACUCUAAUGUUUAGCAAAAAGCAGGUAGUUUCAUGUUUUAGCUGAAUAUGGUUUAAGGUGUGUGAUUAUUUGAUUUGCAGGCAGUUGCUUGUUCCUAAUUAAUUAUGUUGUUUCUGUAAUAUUUUAAUAGUAUAAGCUUAAAUAUGAUACUGGCAAAAGCACACACACACACACACCCCCUGCUAUUGCUAGAUAGAGGUGUUAAAGCGGCACUGUCACCUCCCUCAAAGAUAGAAUCUUUAUGAAAUACUAAUCCUGACUUUGUUGGAUUUUUACUGAAAUUCCAACCCAGUCAAAAGAUAUACCGAGUCAAAAAAAGGGACAACUGUGCCUCAGUAUAUUUCCUACACCUGACUGGGUUGAGCUAACGCCAUCUAGACGGCUGCAGGGAAUUGGUUUCAUCUUUGGAGAGUCUUGCAGGAUCCUCCAUAGACCUAUGUGAGAGAGUAAAUGAGUGAUGUCAGCUCUUGGAGCUGAAUUGCCAAGAGCUGUAGAGGAUCCACUGGAUGAAGAUGAUGAUGGCGCCUGCAAGGGACAGGUUCAGAUAAGUAGAACUCACCUUUGUCUGCCCUCCCCAGGCACCGGACCCCCAGCAGCAAUGUCCCUUUCAGGGGUCUUUACAAAGCCUGCAAAGUUUGCAGACAUUGCCUCUUUAAAUUGAAUGACAUGACUGGUGCGCUGAAGCCUAGAAAGUUGGAGUUUAAUUACAUGAUCCUAGCAAAUAGACUGCGGCAUUACUUACCUCCACCGAGCCACACAGACAUCCUGCCGUCCAGUCCGACCUCUCCGCGCGGCACAUUGAGGGAGACUCACGUCCCUCGAACCUUGCAGCCCUCCUCCUGCCACGCAGUCUGGACUCACAUGUCCCAAUUCAAAAAAGUGCCUAUGUCAAGAGAAAUCUGCACUUUUAUGAAUUGAUUUAUGAAGACCCUCCAGCUGUCAAACUGCAGCCAGGAAGGCUUGAUUCAGUCCAAUUGAGCACUGUUGAAAACUUCCAUAUGGAUGCGUUAUUAUUGGCAUUUAUGGAACACCAACUUAUUGGCAAUAUUAUAAAGGGGUAAAUUAAACAAUUACAAAUAGGUACAGGAACAAUAAGUUGAUGACAACAAGCUUAGAAUCUAAUGUUUUACUUCCCUGUAUUUUAUUAGCGCAAUUAGAUUUUCAUCCAAAAAGGAAGGGAGAUCAUGCUCACUGACAGUCUCCUGAGUGCAGAGAGGACUCGCCACUGAAUUAAACAUAACUAAACUCUAUGUUUGGAGGGGCCACAUCUGACAUGUAGAGGGGUAAAAAAGCAUCCCAAAGAGUGUCACUUCUCAAGAUUUUCAAAAUUACUACCCUGCACCAACUCUGACAGUGACAUAUUACAAGGGUGGAUACCAAUCUAUGAUUUUUUUUUUAAAAAAAAGAGAGAGAAAAUCAGAUUUUAAUUUUUUUAAAUUAAAUUGGAUAUCUUUUAAUAAAAUGCUUUUGGAAGAAAAUCUAUCUAAAAUUGUUUCUAUUUAAGAUGCAUUAUAGUCCAAAGGUUAUUCAUCAUGGAAUUUGGAUUAGUUCUGUAGCAUGAAAAUUUCCCAAACAUAGACAAACGCACCAGAGCAGGGAAUCCCUCUAAUCUGUGUUUGUGGAAAAUUCCCUUAACAAAGACCAGCUCUCUAACGUGGGUAAUCUCUCGAAUCCCUGCGCUACAGAGCUGGUCGUAAGUCGUAAAGUGAGGACUACCUGUAUUACAAAGUCAGUUCUACUUUAACUGUUGAACUAAUCUGAAAAGUUAAUAUUCGAAAUUUAUCUUUAAAUAGUUGCAAAAUUUUAAGAUCAUAAUUACCAGCAAAAAUUUGUCUUUAUGUUUAACCCCUUCAGGACCGAGGACGGUUCAGGACUGUCAUCGGCGUUUUUCCAUUGCCGACCGGUGACGGUCCUAACGGUCCAAUGUACUUACCCGAUCGGCGAUCGAUGUUGCUCCCGUUGUGGGGAGACUGCCUGCAGCCCAGACAGUCUCCCCAUGGUGGAUUAGGACCCCUGUGGCCAUGUGAUCGUUCAACAGAGCGAUCACAUGGUCACAACAGGUGUCCAUGUGUCUGCCUGCAGGGGGACUGUCUGUGCUGACAGGCAGUCUCCCUGCUAGUGUAAAAUCUUAAAAAAAAUAACUGUUAAUGUUAAUAAAAAACUAAUGAUAUAUGUGUAUAUAAAUAUGAUAUAUAGACAUAUAUUAUAUAUACAUAUAUAAUAUAUGUCUAUAUAUCAUAUAUAUAAUGUCAUACUAAGUGUAUUUUUAUAAUAAUAUAAAAAUACACUUAUAAUUAAAUUACACAAGUAUAUAUAUAAUAUAUAAUAUAUAACUAUAUAUUGUAUAUAAAUAUUAUUAUAAAAUACAAAUAAUAAGUAAUUUAAAUUAAAUAAAAACAUGUAAAAUAAUAAUAAAAAUUAAAAAAAUAUAUCUAUAUGAAAUUUUAUUCUAACUGUAUUUUGAUAGUAAUAUAUAUAUAUUUAUUUCAAAUACACUUAGAAUGAAAUUGUAUAUAUAUCUAUGUAUAUAUAAAUAAAUAAAAAUAAUACGAAAUAUACAUAUGUCCAUAUACAAAAUUACAUAAAUAAUUAUAUAAAUAUACAAAUAGACUUCAAAUAUAUAAAUAUGCAUAUAAAUUUAAAUUCUACGUGCGUAUUUAUGUAAUAUUUUAUUGAUUGCAAUUUGAGGGACCUGCCUGCCAACCCAAGCCGAAAGUCCAGAGAAUUUAAUUUGCUAGCACUAGUGAUGUGCCGAACUGUUCGCCACGGUUCGCCGCGGACUCCAGUCAGCUGAUACAUUCCAGCCAAUCAGCAGCAGACCCUCCCACCUCCUGGACAGCUCACUAAGAAUGCAGCUUCAAAAUAGAUGCUGUCCAGGAGGUGGGAGGGUCUGGGAGGGAGGGUCUACUGCUGAUUGGCUGGAAUGUGUCAGCUGACUGGAGUCCGUGGCGAACAGUUCGGGACAUCACUAGCUAGCACUAUAUUUUACCCUGUAACUUUCUAUGACACCCUCCAACCUGUACAUGGGGGGUACUGUUUUACUCGGAGACUUUGCUGAACACAAAUAUUUGUGAUUCAAAACAGUAAAACAUAUCACAGCGAUGAUAUUGUCAGUGGAAGUGACUUUUUUUGCAUUUUUCACACACAAACAGCACUUUUACUGAUGAUAUAAUUGUUGUGAUACGUUUUCCUGUUUUGAAACACUAAUAUUUGUGUUCAGCAAAGUCUCCCGAGUAUAACGGUACCCCCCAUGUACAGGUUUUAUAGCGUUUUUGAAAGUUACAGGGUGAAAUAUAUGGGUCAAAUAUUUUUACAUUGAAAAAGGCCAGGUUGGUUACGUUGCCUUUGAGAGCGUAUGGUAGCCCAGGAAUGAGAAUUACCCCCAUGAUGGCAUACCAUUUGCAAAAGAAGACAACCCAAAGUAUUGCAAAUGGGGUAUGUCCAGUCUUUUUUAGUAGCCACUUAGUCACACUGGCCAAAAUUAGCGUUCAAUUUAGAUUUUUACUUUUUUCACACACAAACAAAUAUGAAUGCUAACUUUGGCCAGUGUUUUCGACUAAGUGGCUACUAGAAAAGACUGGACAUACCCCAUAUUGAAUACCCUGGGUUGUCUACUUUAAAAAAAAAAAUAUGUACAUGUGGGGUCUUAUUCAGAGAUUUAUGACAGAUAAUAGUGUUACAAUGUCACUAUUGAUAAAUUUUAAAAAUGUAUGUUUUGAAACCGCAAUAUCCUACUUGUUCCUAUAGCGCUAUAACUUGCAAAAAAAAGCAUGUAAACACUGGGUAUUUUUAAACUCAGGACAAAAUUUUGAAUCUAUUUAGAAAUUUCUUUUCAUUCGCUUUUGUAGAUGAGUAAAAGAUUUUUCAAGUAAAAGUCAAAAAACAUGUAUUAUUUUCAAUUUUUCAUCAUAUUUUUUUAUUUUUUUAAAAAUAAAUUACAUGAGAUUAUAUAAAUAAUGGUAUGUAAAGAAAACCCCUUUUGUCCUGAAAAAAAAAUAUAUAAUUUGCAUGGGAACAGUAAAUGAGAGAGCGGAAAAUUACAGCUAAACACAAACACUGCAAAAGUGUAAAAAGAGGCCUGGUCGCAAAUGUACAUCGCAAAAACAGUCCAGUCCUUAAAGGGUUAAAAAUCACAAUUUAAAUAUAGACUAGUGAUUUAAAUUGACUACAGCUGUAAACCAGCUGGGUCCAUAAUUUAUGAGCUGCCUACACUAAUUUUGGCCUUAUUGUAGCAGAACUCCUAUUCCCUGGCUGGGUAUCCGCUGGAAUAUCCCUCGAGCUAAAAGAAAGUGCUGUUCAGUGUUAUAGCCCUUAAUCCCUCCACACUACUUUAGAAGACGUGAUGUUGGGACAAUGACAAAGUUUAAUGGAACAAGGUGGUCUUUUAUAUACAGACCCCCUACAGGGGGUCUACAUUGUUCACAUAGGUAGUCACUCUCUGGCAUCUCUGUGUCUGGGAGAUAAAGUCACCUCUCGCUAAAUAAAUUAUCUCCUGGAUAUAAAACGUCUAACAUGAAAAAAAACGUAAGCAUUAAUAAAACAACCCUGAAGCAAUAUACUAUUGGAAAGGUCUCAUCUGAGCGCCCAUUCUGGCAAAAGAGCGCUCAGAUCCUCGAGAAAUUUGGGAAAUACAGCCAAGUUAAAGUUCUGAUCGGCCAUUCGCUGAACCCUGGACAAAAUCAGUUGCAGAGAAAACAGCUAGGUCCAGCUGAAGUACUAAUGGCUUAUUCCGGCUCCCUGGAAUCGCUAGAAGGUAGGAAAAGCCAGGGUGAGUGAUAUAGACUUUAGAGAAAUAUUUAGACAUACAAUGUAGGUCCUGCCACACAUAUUGUAGAACUAGGAGUAAGCACUUAGAAGAUGAUGCACAGUCUCUAGAAACUAGAGAAAGCGCAGAGGCAAGCUACAAAAUUAAUAAGGGGGGUGAAAACAUUAUAACAUUAUGAAGGAGUGGUAGAAAAUGCAUUUUAGAAAUAAGGCAUCUCAAAGGGCAUAUGAUAGCACCACAAAUAACAAAUGUAUACAGGGCCAGUACAAACUACUAUAUGCUAAACUGUUCAUUAGCAAGAAUAUACUACAGACAAGAGGUCAUCCAUUGAGACUGGAAGAAAUGUGUUUCGCUUACAGCAGAGGAAAGGAUUCUUUACAGUAAGAGCCAUAAAAAUGAGGAAUUCACUUAUUAAAGAGGUUGUUGUAUCAGAUUCUAUAGAACUUGGGUGCUUUCUUUGCAAAAACUGAACAUUCAAGAAUUUAAUUGAUAUAUAUGUACAUAGGUUGUGACCCAAGGAGAUAUCGAAUUGCCAUUAUGAAGUCAAGAAGGAGUUUUUUUCCCUUUUUGUGGCAUAGUUGAAAAUAGGUACAUUUGAUUUUUUUUUUGCCUUCUUAUGGAUCAACAACAUAAAAGAAUGGUUUUCAAGGUUGAACUUCUUGGACUUUAGUCUUUUUUAACCUAGAUUACUAUGUAACUAUGAUCGCGGCACACAGUAAAUUUAUAGAAGCUACUGUAUGGCUGCUAUUCACUUUAUAGAGCUUUUCCACUCAUCUGGGGAGUAAUGAAAUUAUUUAUGGGGAUAAACUACUUAUCCUGUAUUUCACUGGAAUAUCCCUUGAGCUAAAAGAAAGCGCUCUUCAAUGUUAUAGCCCUUAAUCCCGCCACACUACUUUAGAAGACGUGAUGUUGAGACAAUGACAAAGUUUAAUGGGACAAGGUGGUGUUUUAUAUACAAACCCCCUACAGGGGGUCUCCAUUGUUCACAUAGGUAGUCACUCUCUGGCAUCUCUGUGUCUGGGAGAUAAAGAAAAUGGUUUUCCCUUUUCGCACACUUGUGUGCUAUUUGCUAGAGGUAAUUAAGGGAGGGACUGAUUGAUUUAGCCGGUUUGGUUUUCUGUUUAACCUUUUAUACUGCAAGAGCAGAAACUUACAUAGUUUGCUCAAUGUGACUCCUCUCUGCUGGAACUAAUGGGGUUUUAGAAUUGUGAUUUGUAUUUAAUCUAAAACAACAAAAAGGCAAGUACUGAAAACAAUUUAAAAAUACGCAUUAUUUUUAUUUUCAAUCAUUUGUGUUCGCAUGUAGUGGAGGUGAUUAAGGGGAGGGGUUGAUUAAAGAAUAAAUAAAUAAUAGUUCAUCUCUGUGGUUUUCCCUGCUUCAGUCAGUACACAGACGCAAUGAAGACCAUAGAGACUAACUGUAGUUUUCAAACAUUGUCUGACCCAAGGUGUAUGUAAAUGGCUGAAAGAUCCUGACAUACACCUGAAAUUUUCUUUUUUUUUUUUUUUUUUUUUUACAAAUACUUAAUUUAAAAAAUAUAUGUCCUUUUUAAAACUUGAUGAAAUUAUACUUAUAUUCAAAAAUAGUUUUGAGGUGAAAGUUGUCGUUUAAGUUGAAUCUCUAACGUUAGAAAUACAAACAUGUAUUUCUAACAUUACAGUUUCUUCCUAGAGUUUUAGAUAUAGCCUACUCCAUUAAAAGUUAAAAUAAAGAUGCUUCACUUACCUUUCAUUAGUUGCUUUUCAUCCCCCUUUGCACCCCUGACUGAGAUCAUCAUCCUCCGUAGGAAAGCAUUCAGGGGCACACUGCAGCUUCUCCACGUAGAGAUGCACUAUACUAAAGCAUUUGGUGUCUUCAUACUGAGUGUGAAGAGACUCUACAUUGGUCCUGCAAAUUUUGCAGGACCAUAAUGGGAACCAUUCUAGUGACUUAGUAACUCUCUGUCUGUCAGGUAGAAGUAUAUAUCAAGGUAUUCCAGUGGAUGUGAUUUAUUUGGGUUUUGUCAAGGCAUUUUAUAUGAUUCCUCGGAAAAGGUUAAGGGUGGUAAGUGGACUCCUUCAAGGGUCUGUCCUGGUUCCACUUCUCUUCAACGUAUUAAUGAUCUUGCAGUAAGCAAGUCAGUGUUCGCAUAUGACACAAAACUUGGUAAGGUAAUAACGUUCAAGCAGACAUUCAUUUGGUGCAUAGGGAUAAGAACAAACUAGGGGUCUUGGCAGCCAAAUAGCAGAUAAUGUAUAUAAAUGCAACCCUGGCGUUUUGUGAGGAAUGCACAAGCAACUUGUACCCUAAAAGGUGCUGAUUUGAGGAAAUCAACAAGUGAUACAGACUUGCGAAUAGCUGUAUAAAACAGACCAGGCAACAAUGUGCAAUGUCGCAUAGCAGUUGCUUAGGCCGGUAUGGGAUAGCCAUUUAUAAAAAUAAAAGUACUAAGACACAGGACAAAAACCAUAAUCUCACAUGUUUAUAAAAUAAUAAAUCAUAUUCACCUUGAAUGCAUUGUUUUGGGGCAUUUUAAAGCAGGGUGUUAUGGAACUAGAAAGUGUGCAGAUGAAUUAAAAAAUAAGUAAGAGGAAUGGAAGAGUUGAAGAAAGUUUGGAAAAUCUGAACUUGUUAACUAAAAAAAUAACAUUGCACAAAUAUAUAUAUAUAUAUAUAUAUAUAUAUAUAUAGGGCAAGUACAAAAAGCUAUCUGCUAACAUUUUUAUAAAUAGGCCUGUUCAAAGGGCACAGUGUUACCUAUUUCUAUAUGAAGAAAGGAGAUUUCACUUACAGCAAAGGAAAGGAUUCUUGACAAUUUAAACUGUAAAAUAGUGGAAUUCUCUUCCCAAAAUAGUGAAAUAUUCCACCCAAAUCUGAUUCAGUGCAGAUUUGUAAAAAGUAUCUGGAUGCUUCAUUGUACUAGGUGUUGUGAACUAUAAGGCCAGGAUGUGGCGCUGCAUCUGUGAUGUACACUAUAAGGAAAGGAUAUGGCGCUGCACUGUGUGAUGUACACUAAAAGGGCAGGAUAUGGCGCUGCACUGUGUGAUGUACACUAUAAGAGCAGGAUGUGGUGGUGCACUGUGUGAUGUACACUAUAAGGGCAGGAUGUGGCGCUGCACUGUGUGAUGCACACUGUAAGGCCAGGAUGUUGCACUGCAUCUGUGAUGUACACUAUAAGGGAAGGAUGUGGCGGUGCACUGUGUGAUGUACACUAUAAGGCCAGGAUAUGGCGGUGCACUGUGUGAUGUACACUAUAAGGCCAGGAUGUGGCGGUGCACUGUGUGAUGUACACUAUAAGGCCAGGAUAUGGCGGUGCACUGUGUGAUGUACACUAUAAGGCCAGGAUGUGGCGGUGCACUGUGUGAUGUACACUAUAAGGCCAAGAUGUGGCACUGCAUCUGUGAUGUACACUAUAAGGGCAGGAUGUGGUGGUGCACUGUGUGAUGUACACUAUAAGGCCAGGAUGUGGCGCUGCACUGUUUGAUGUAUACUAUAAGGUCAGGAUGUGGCGCUCAUUGUGUGAUGUACACUAUAAUGCCAGGAUGUAACGCUGCACUGUGUGAUGUACACUAUAAGGGUAGGAUAUGGCGGUCACUGUGUGAUGUACACUACAAGGGCAGGAUGUGGCGGUGCACUGUGUGAUGUACACUAUUAAGGGCAGGAUGUGGCGCUCACUGUGUGAUGUACACUAUAAGGGCAGAAUGUGACGCUGCACUGUGUGAUGUACACUAUAAGGGCAGAAUUUGACGCUGCACUGUGUAAUGUACACUAUAAGACCGGGAUGUGGUGGUGCACUGUGUGGUGUACACUAUAAGGGCAGAAUGUGACGCUGUACUGUGUAAUGUACACAAUAAGGACAACAUGGGGAUUCUUACGGUAUAAACCCAGGAUUUAAUAUUGCACAGUGUAUUGUACAGUGUAAGUCUGAAAUCUCAUACUGAACAGUGCACAUUAUGACACCAGAACCUAAUGACGCAUUAGUGGUUUUGUUUGAUAAAAACUUUUCUGCAAUUGCACCUUUAUUUAUACUGUAAGGAAAUGCUCUGUCCACAUAUCAUUAUCUACAUUGCACAAUGUACACAAAGCACAGUAUAGCGCUAUUUCCUUAUCGUGCUUGUUUAUUGUAUACUAUAAAAUAUAAGAAAGCGUAUAUUUUAAAUUUGCAUGCUAUUUUUUACAGCACUUUUUUUACUGACACUAUUUACGUAAUUGUGAUUUUUGUGCCACAUUGUAUUCUCUGAUGCAAUAUAUAUAUAUAUAUAUUUUUUUUUAAAUAGUUCUUUAUUGACAGAAAGCAUAUGAGUAAAAGGUAUACAUGUUAGGACUGAAGAUUUGGCAAUAUGCAUUAUACAGAUGGUACAUUUGCAAAUAGUGAUUACUCCUACAGGUUAACACUAGAGAUAUCGCGAACCGUCCGUGAACUUCUCGUGAACGGUUCGCCACGAGCUGUUCGCGGCAAACUCCGGUCAGCUGACACGUCCUGGCCAAUCUCCAGCAGACCCUCCCUCCCAGACCCUCCUACUUCCUGGACAGCAUCCGGUUCGCGACAUCUCUAGUUAACACCUGUUGACAUCUGCGUUGUACCGGACCAUUAUAAUUAGUAACUUUCCUGUUUGACAGUUUGCCAUACCCACUCGUCAUCUGUGAGGUAGCCUAUGGCGAACUAUGGUUUUUUGUUUUUUUCUAUUAAUUAUAACAUUUUCACACAUUAACUAUGCAUAUCACAAGUCGUUAUGCUUUAGAAAGCACUUCGCUCAGUGUUCAGUAUUAAAGAAAUGGAGUAAUUGAAGUGGAAAAGAAGUGGGGUAUUUGUAGAGGGAGUAGGCCUCCCCAGGCAGGGAUACUUGUCUGGCUUUUGCCUUCAGGGUUCAAGCUACCCAUUGGAUAUCCCCAAGGGGAGUACUGUGCUUUUCCCCCAGUCCUCGGUCACAUACCGUUGCCUGAGGCAUGAGCGAGAUAUUUAGGCAUAACCCCUGCUCCACCUCCGGAGAGAGUCAAGUCAUUGCGUCUGCUAAUUGGUGUAAGUGUUUUAUCUGGUUUUACCUGUUGAGGGUGUACAUGGGGGAGGGGGCAAUGGGGUUGGGUUUUGGAUCGGCCACUUGCGCCAUCAUCUGUGUCUGACUGCCCUGGGUAUGGGAGCAUUGUAAUAAGUCUCCCCUUGGAGAUCUCUCACAUGGGGCAGAUGUCGGUUUCGGCUUGGCCGUUUUUUUAAGAAUAUACAGGGCUCCCAUGUGUAUGAGUAUAUUUGGUGGUUCUUGGAAAGGGAGAAGCAAAUCUCUUCCAUUAUCCUAAUACCCUCUACUUUUUGUAUCCAUUCCCUGAUAGAUGGAGAGUUAGCUUUUUUCCAGUGUGUUGGAAUGAGUUGGGACGCUGCAGUGAACAGAUGCCUGAGGAGCAUGGUAACAAAUUUUGGUAGCGGUGUGGGGAGUAUGUGGAAUAUGAAGGCUUCGGGUGUCAACUGUUAGUGCACCCCCGUGAUGUUUUGGAUAAGUCUGGACAUACUGGUCCCGAAUUUUUUGAUUUCUGGGCAGGACCACCAAAUGUGCGCUGAGUUCCCCUCAACCUGUAGGCAUCUUUAACAUAGGCCAGACAUGUUUGUGUAUAAUCGUUUAAGUUUGGCAGGGGUAUAGUGUCAUCUGAUUAUCCUCUUGUAAUUGCUUUCUUGUGUUGCUGAAUUAGUUGAGGAUUUGUGGAUCGACAAGAAAAUCUGUUGCCAAUUUGCGUCCGAGAAUGUGAGGUUUAGUCCCUGUAACGGAGCUCCAGUACUCCGACCGAGUACCUCCGUCAAGUCUGCUUCCUUGUAGCUAUCAGGGACCCUGAAACACUUCACACCCAGACGCAGAGGCUUGACUGGGAUCAUUUAGGGCCUUUUCCACCCUGGACCAAACACCAUGACACAUGUUGAAGGUUAAACAGCAACUCCUUUAAUGAAUACAGCACACAUAGUUUAAGCCCCCAACAGCCUCAGUUACAUACAAUAGGUUACAUAGAUUACUAUAGUACAAGGAAGGGUGGAGUUAGACAAUAGCAAGGGCUGAUGGGAGAUUGAGGAGGGACAGAGCAGCUAGAUUAAACUGGUCUGGCAGUGUCCCUGGGACAACGCCCUGCUGGGGAAACAAUAGGACAGGAAAAAGGGGGGAGGGGGAGAUGCACAGACCAGCAAUACAUUCAGCAUACCCUUCACAAAUAAUAGGCACAAUGUGACAAAACACAAAAGGAAUUUGGGAGCCCACCCAUACUGUCUGUCUUCUAUCCCCAGUGAUGGUGACUACCGUCACAGUCCCUUUUCCCAGCUAGCUCUAAACAGGAGGGAAUGUUGUGGACAGAGUUGUUCGAAUCAUGUGAGUGUACGAUUGUCGUUGAGAGUAAACUUUCCCGUUUGUAGGAAGUGUAUUAUUUGUUGGUAUUGGAAAUUUUGUAGUGUCGUAUGUUCUCUAUCUGGUAGUAAGGAGUCUAGUGGUUUAAUUCCAUUGUCAUCUAGUAACACGAGUAAAGUUAGGUAAAGGGUGGAGUGGUAAUCCUUAUGUGGUCUCAUCUUCACCUGGUUUGAAGAGUGGGUUGUGUGAGAUUGGAAAGAGUGGGGAUGGAUAUGGAGAGAUAUCCGUAUGAUGCCUGAUGUGCGACCACAGUCUCAAUGUGGGAGUUAUGGUCGGUCGGGGGUUAUGGGUUAUGAAUGUGUGAGUAGUGCUUGCCCCGAUUUGUGCCACGGCACCGUGUAGAUGCAGACACUGAAGAACGCGUCUUCAAUGGCCACCCAUUGUUUGUAUGUGGCAACCUCUGUCCAGUCAUAUAUUCUGGCCAGUAGUACUGCAUCGUGGUAUGUCUCCACAUUAAGGAGUCCCAGUCCUUCAUCUGUCUUUGGUCUAGUCAGUAGUGAGUAUGCUAGUCUCCGGUGUCCGUGUGACCAAAUGAAUGCUGUAAAUAGUUUACGUAUGGUAGCGAAGAAUGUUUUCGGUAGGUUAAUAGAAAGGACUUGGAGUAAAUAUAAGAUUCUGGGUAGGACAUUCAUCUUUAGUAUGUUUAUCCUGCAGAACCAGCCAAAUUGCGGUGUGUGCCAUGUUGUGAGAUCUUUGGAUAUUGAUUGAAUGAAAAGCGGGAAGCUGCAGUCAUAAAGUUGGGAUAGUGUUGAGGGGACCAAAACCCCUAGAUAUUUGAGGGACCCCUUCGCCCAAGCGAACGCGAAGGCUGAUUGUUAUUGUAUUUUUACUAGGUCUGGUAUGUUUAAUGGCAGGAUCUUGCAUUUGCUUAAGUUUGCCUGGAAGUUCAAGACCUCGCUGUACAUGGACAUUUAACGCAUAUGUGGGGCAGGAAGUGGGCAGGGUCAGAAACUGUGAAUAGCAUGUCAUCUGCAAAGGGCGACACGUUAUGUUCCACCCGGUUAUGGUGGGGUCUCCCUGAGGUUGUAGAGCUUAUGAUAGAACUCAUGAAAUACCUCUGUUAUGUUCGUCAUUAAAUUUGACUUUACGCCUUUGGAAUUUACGAUAGAGGGUAUGAACAUAGUCAGUCUUUAUUUUUUUUAGCGCCUACGCUAAGAGGCAUCCGCAUUUACCUCCUUGUGCAUAGUACAGGCUCUUAGUGAGGAACAGCUUCCUCUUGAUUUGGGCUCCAUUAAGGAUAGCCCACUCCGAUCUCUUGUCUGUGAGCUUUAUGUAUGUAGAUAGGUCAAGAUCAGUUUUGUGACUGUCCACUAGUGACCGUAAGUUGGCUAAUAAGAAUUUUGUCUUUUCAUCCCUUUUACGUUUUUGGGCCGAUGCUAUUUGGAUAAGUUUGCCUCUAAUGAUGCUUUUGUGUGCUUCCCAGAUCAUAGGGUAAGUGGAAGUAGGAGUAGAGUUUUGUGUAAAGUACUGGUCUAAGGUUAGCUUAAUUUGUGUUAGGAGGUCUUUGUCAUUAAUUUCCAUUGGCCCUCGAAGGGUGGAGCGAUGGGAUCCGGACGGUAAGAGACAAGGGUGUGUAAUCUGACCAUGUGGUCGGGCCGUAUGUGCAAUGGGAUAUUAGGUUGAGGAAGCGGUGUGGUAGGAAGAACAUAGGAGCCUGUUGGGUGGGAGUAGAAUGAAAAGUCUCUUGCUGUUGGAUGUAGUGUCCGUCAACAAUUAAAGAGUUGAGCAGUGUCGAGGAGAGUGUUUAUUUGUUUGUGUGUGGGAAUCUGAUACGCAUGUGAGGCAGAUUUGGAGUCUAGUGAGCUGUCCAGAGAUAUGUUGAAAUCCUAUAAGCAGGAGGCCUUCCGUAAAUUGUUCUAGGGUGUUUAGAAUUUUACUCAGUGAGCAUCCUUGUUUUCUGUACGCGAGUUAUAUAUUCACUAAAGUCACCAGUGUGUUGCCAAUUAGCCCCUUCACAAAUAGGUACUUGCCAUUGUGGUCUAUAUUGUGGUCCUUGUAGGUAAUUGGUACAGUGGCCCCAGAAAGAUCGCCACCCCCCUUGAUUUGGAUAUGGUGUAAUUACUAAAGUAUCCUAUGGGAUAGCGCAUAUAACGUAUGGUCGGUGCAGAUUCUUUGCGAAAAUGGGUCUCUUGGAGUAAGACCACCUCUGCAUUAAGGCGAUGUGCUUCUUGGAGUGCUAUUCUCUUUUCCUCUUUUCAGGAGUGUUUAGGCCCCUGGUAUUUAGCGAGACUACUGUUAUGGUUGCCAUGUGAGAGGUUAUACUGGGAUUUUGGGUGUGUGCUGCGAGUUUCACAAACCCGUGAAUCCCUUGGGUUUGUGGCUUGCGGAGAGAGAAGUGCAAAAACAAUAUGGUUUAAACAACAGCAAAUAAUAAGAAGAAGAACUAUAUACAGUACAAUAAUAUUGACGUGAAUGUUUUCAGCGAUAUAGUGUAGUUAUGUCUAAUGGUACUAGCACUGAUGUCGAUCCUUGAGAUUAACCUGAGUCUGCAGGGAACACUCUACACUGACACCGCUGUGAAAGUUAGAGGGUUCAGUGUGGCUUAGUUAUAUAAGCUUUGUCUAAUAAAGAGUCUUGAGGUUAGUGCGUAUUCAUUCGUGAGGGAUGGUUAUAGAAGUGGAGCCUUGUCGUCCACUGUAAGAAGCUGGUGGAUGUGUGAAGUUGAAUCAAUAGUGAAUGCUGGCGGGCCACCAGGAGUAAAUCUGUAUGAGUUGCAGAAAGAUUUUAGGAGGUAACAAAAUUUAAGUCUGUAUGCUCCCCGUCUGGGUUUGGGUGUUCUAGACUGCGUUUUGUGUGAAGGAAGGGUGAUCUGUAGACCACGGUACAGGGGUCCCCCCAAAUGGAGGCGUUGGUGGGAAGGUACAAAGUGUGAGGAUGAGAAUCCUGGGGUUGGCCAGGUGACCCGUACCCGACCGCUAGGGGCAGGGAUGUGUUACUCUCAGAAUCGCUGUAUCUUAGAGGGCCUAUCAGGGAUAGUGGUGAGACCUAUUAAGUGGUGAACAAGAGACAGAACCCUAAACAUCUCAGUAUUUCCUGCUGGUCUUGUUGUGAGGUGGUGAUUGGAGAUAGUUCCUUUCCAGUGUAUUGCCGGUGCUUGGAUUCCACCAAGGAUGAUUCAAGCCUGCUCCAGAAGGCUUGUAAUGGAAAGGUAUGGUGGAACCCCUGGGUCCCUUCAAUGUCCAGAGAACAGGUGUAUGAGUCCCGUGAGUGUUCGGGAGCAUUACUGCUGUAUGGUCAAUUUUUAGAGAAGUCUAUUGGUCCUGGGUCCAUCUCGUCUGGCUGAGUGUUGUGUGUUUUCUGCCAAAUACCGUCUCUUCUUGAAAGGUGUCCUCACCUUUUGGCGUUGUGGCAGUGGGAUAAUGUUCUGUGCCUGGUCGGAGGAGUACCAAUCCAUUAAUUGUGGUGGAUUCAGCCCCAGUGCUCUAAUAAAUGGGUGCACAUCCUGAUGCGUGGCAAUAAUGUGAGUGGCUCCUGGAUGUGCCACAAUGAGGGCAAAUGGGAAGCCCCAGUGGUAUUUGGCGUUUCGGGUUCGCAGUUGAUGACGGGUUUUAGGGAUCUCCUGGCGUGGAGGGUGUGCCACGAUAAGUCUGGAAAAAUCUGGAUCUCGUGCCCAUGGUAAAGUAGUGGUGGUGUUGUGUAUUGGGCGCUCGCAGGAUCUCGUCUUUUUCAUGAAAAUAAUGUAAUUUACAUAUUAUAUCUCUGUGGGAGUCUGCUGCGUUUUUAGGCUUGAGUUAGCUAUGUGCUCUGUCAAAUAAUAUCGGUGUGUCAACGGCCUUACCUAAUAUUAAGUUAAAUAACUCCUUUAGGAUACUGUGCAGGUCUUCCCCCCGGCCUCAGGCAGGCCUCGGAUCCAGAUAUUAUUUCUCCAUCCCUGAUUAUCCACAUCGUCCAAUGAUCUCUGUAAGUGUGCCAGGUGAGUUGCUUAUGAUUCUACCUUGGAAGUCAGCAUUUGUAUUUGUGAGUGGAUCAGAUCCCUAUCUUUUUCCAAGUCUUGGACCUGGUGACCCACGUGGUUGCAUUCCUUUCCUAGGCCUUUUAGCCUGGUCUGGAAGGUGGUCUCGAGCUUGCCGAGCAUUGCCACCAAAUCAGACCGGGAGGGGAUAUUUUUCAGGAUCUCUCUAAUGUCUGGGAAGGAGGGCCACCGGCGCCAUAUUGGAAUCUGUGUUCUCCGUUAUAAGUUCAGCAUACUCUUUGAACAACUUUGUUAGGGUGCCAGAUUUCCCUGAGGGAGCCUUCCCCAGUGUCUGGGAUCUUUUGGGGUUGUCAAUUCCUGUUUGUUACCUCUUUUAAAACAGAUGUAAUGCCCCCCGUCCCCCCCCCCCGAUGCAAUAUUAUACUAUAGAUUUCCUCCUUUAAACACUCCUGUUUUUUUCUCUUUGUUUCUUAUUAUAUGUUACUGUCAGCAUAUUCAGUCUUAUAAACCAGUAAAUGUGUUCAUGAAUUGACCUUUUACAAAGUGGAAUUCCCCACAUCAUCUUUUCUUUUCCUUCUCUCCCUGGCAGGUGUUCGUUAACUGAGCACUUUCCCUCUUUCUCAGCAACAUGAGGCUGAAGCUCAGAAAUAUCUUCCUGGUUUACUUUGUGGUCUCCAUUUUUGGUCUCCUGUAUGCUGUUCUGCAACUUGGUAUGUGAUCUAGGAUCAUGGUCUCUAAAUAGGGCUAGACAAUCAGGGCUCUGUAGGGAGGAUUAAAGGAAACACCAAAACAACUUUAGCUUAAUGAAGUGGUUUUGGUGUAUAGAUCAUGCCACAUACAGUCUCAUUGCUUAAUUUUCUUCUACUUAGGAGUUAAAUCGCUUUGUUUAUGUAGCCCUAGGAACACCUCACUGCAUAUGAAUUACAAUCUACAUACACAUUUUCUGAUCUAAUGUUUAAACUUCCUAUAUUGAAAAUUCUGUUUCAUUUAGAGUUUAUUUUCUCCUCCUCUGUUAAUAGCCUGCCGGAGCCUCGUGUGUGAUUUAAACUGCAAUUAACAGAGCAGGAGAUGACCACUUCUAAUGUAAACAAACAGCGCUGUCAGAUCUGAUUGAAAAUGAAACCAUUUCUUCAGGCAGUCUGUGUGAGUCACAGGCAGGGGAGGUAUUGCUAGUUCUGCACAAACAGAAACAAAGUAAUUUAAGUCCUAAACGGCAGAGAAUUGAGCAAUGAGACUGCAUGGGUAUAAUCUAUACACCAAAACUGUUUCAUGAAGCUAAAGUUGUUUUGGUGCUUAGAGUAUCCCUUUAAAAGAACACUGUGGUGUUAAGAAUAUAGAUAUUUGUAUUCCUAACUCUAUAUACUUCCAAGGUAAAAAAAACAGUAGUUAACUCCCUCCCUGCGCUGCUCUGCUUGAUGUAGCUGCCAUAGCUAAGCUUUGUAAGACUCUCUGAAACCAUCAGACUAAAAUAGCAGAGUUUUACCCUGUUAUUUUACAGAAGCUCCUCUUCUGGCUGUCAUAGUGACAGCCACUACAUGCAGGUUAACCCUGCAAAGAAAAUAUUGCUGUUCUUGCAGAACAGCAGUGUCUUCAGCUUUACAUUUAGAAGUGGGAGCACAUGGCACCCAGUCCACUUCAUUGAGAUGAAUUGGUCUGGGUGCCUAUAGUGUUCCUUUAACCCAGUGCUGUGCAUGUUCUAUCUUUGUGGCAGCUUGAGGACUUCAGAUUGAUGAACCCUCAGCUGAGUAUUGCAUUUUACAGCAACUGGAAGGUUGCAUGUUGCGAUACCCUUUUUUUACAGAAAGGCUAGGUGGAUGUGGAAUACGUAGCAUUGAGAAACAGAAGGGAUCAGAUGUGUCAUUAUGAAUUUGGGCUGGAGUGCAGAGGUCAGCCAGUGAGAUGGCUUUGUACGACUCUUAAAGGUUUUAAGGGGUGUAAUCAUAUUUAACCAAAUGUAUAUUUUUUUUUUGUGACAGGACAGCCAUGUAAUUGCUCACAAAUUUUGCGGGAAGGCAGGGGGCGGCAUAAUCCUGUGAGCCCCAAAGAACCUGGAAACCAAGGUGGAGUAGACCAACUGCCCAUUAUAUAUGUAGUGACACCAACCUAUGAACGGUUAGUAGUAUCAUUUAAUAAUCAAGUUUCAUAUCGUCUUGCUGUUGUAGUUUGCAGCAAAUUCUUCCCAUACGUGCUAAGUAUCACAUGUCUCGUCUAUGCAGAUAUGGUUCGUCAUACAUCCUUCAUCUUUCUUUUUGCUCCAACUAUAAUUACAUAUGUGUGUGUACUUAUUAUAUUGCUUGUUUUCUAAUGCAUUACCUUCCUCCCAAAACUGUUUGCCUUCAUUUAAUGACAUGUGCCAACACUUUUUUUCUACUCUUUACCCUCAUGUGUUGGUUUUAACUUUUGGCUUUUGACAAACUUGGUUAAAUGUUCCAGUAACAUGAGCCAAAACAAAUUUAACUUGACUGUUUACCUGCUCAAUAUAGUCAAGCUAGUUCUUUCGCAAAACACUCGCAUUCACCAAAAAUAGGCUUUCAUCAUUUAGAAGACCUCAUUCAGGUUGCAUGCGUGAAUGUCUCCAUCUGGGAGUAGGGAUCACCGUAUUGGCCAGAGAGCAGAGAAGAUGUAUUGACCUCAGGUAGACUGAGUUUGAAACCCCUGGUUUAAAUUAAAAACAAAAUAUAUGAUGCUGGUGAUAAAUAUUUCUCAUAUGUGAGCAGUACUAGGAUUUUUGGUCUGUCUGCCAUCGCACUACAGGGGUAGAUUCUUUAUGGCUAUCAAUAUUUCAAUAUUUUAAAAAAAACUUAACAUAACCACCAUGAAGUAGCUUCUAUAUAGUCCUUAUUAACCCUCCCUUCAUUUGAGAAACAAUAAACCUCUGUUGUACUACUGUGAAUUCUCUUCUUUUGUUUGCACUUUAGUUUUUUUAUGUUUCCUGUUACCACAUUUGUUCCCUUCAUUUUUUCUAUCUCCUGUCUCCUUUCUAGUCCCCACCAGAGAGCAGAACUUACCCGCUUGUCUCAAACAUUGCUUCUGGUACCUGCUCUGCACUGGAUCCUUGUAGAAGACUCUUUAAAACGCUCACCUUUAGUGGCAGAUUUGCUGGCUCAGAGUGGUUUACAUUACACUCACUUAAAUGUCCAGACUCCACCACCCAUGAAGCUUAAGGAAGGGGAGCCAAACUGGCUAAAGCCCCGGGGUGUGGAGCAGCGUAAUGAGGCUCUCCGUUGGCUAAGGGUGAACCAGUCACCCAUGGACCGAGGGGUUGUAUAUUUUGCUGAUGAUGACAAUACAUACAGUGUCAAUAUCUUCAAGGAGGUAAAAAAACAAAAACUUUGGUUUAUAUACUUUACACACAUGGUUUAUAUGAAUUCCCUUUGGAUAAUGUGAGGUUCACUGUUUAAAAAAAAAUUGUUGUCUUAUAUAUCACUCAUACUAUUUUAUAAUGAAAGUCACUGAUUAGAGAUCCUAAUGUUCAGAGCGUCCUGAUCAAAGCUGUCUAGAAUUGUUCAAUGAACAAAUGUAGAAGGAUACUCGCAAUCAGAAUUACUGAUCUGGUGCUCCACGAUCGGAACCCCAAACUCGCAGUAGUAGAAGAUAAACGUAGGCUUUUUGGAAACAGACGUUAUAUCCACUAGUUAAACAAUUUACUCCAGUCUCAUCCUGUAAGAAUUGUUCGAUGGCCAGGACCUCUGUCAGGUAAAACAAAAAAAACUGGCCUGGAAGCAAUGUGAAUCAGAGUGCCGGGAAUAACACUUAACGGUUAGUAUCUUCCCCAGUCACUCAUAAAGUGACACUAAACCACAAAACAAGUAAACAUCAGCUCAGUGCUUCAUCCCCCUUCUUUGUUUUAGUAGGAGUUCUGUGUGAAGAAAUCAAAGAUAUUUUGUUUUCUUUUAUUGUUAUUGAUAACGGUAGAAAACACUCUUUCCGCUGGACUAAUGACCCAGCAGGAGAGUGAUAACUGGAUAUCCUAUUAAUCGUUAAGAAAUAAUAUUGAAUGAAAAAAUAAAUGGAUAAAUGCUUAUCAAACUCAUUCUAUAACAAAUGUGAUGGCCAAGAACAGAAAAAAGAAAAAACACAACCAAAGCCAAAUGGCUAAUCCUCCUAUUGCUUCGCUUAGUAGUUCCCCUUUUCACCAGACUCUAGACCAGGGGUAGGCAACCUUUUAGCAGCACUGUGCCGAUAUAGGAUUGUGAUGUCCUGUAGCGUGCCUGUCCUAUUUUUUUAAAUUGAGGUGUGUAUGCUGCCGUAUUAUGCUUGUGUUAUUUUUACUGUAAUUGCUUUGUAUCGUUGUAUUUGUGCGUAUUUGAGCUAUUAUAUUGUAUAUAAGUAGUUUAGGGUAUUGUGUAGGAUACAUAUGAAUGGGGGCUGCUUGUAGAAUUGUGUGUGGAUGGAUAUGUCACAUUGUGUGUUUGGUAGUGUGUGGGGGCUGUUUGGGGUAUUGCAUGUGAGAGGCUGCAUAUGGGGUUGUGUGCAUGUAUGUGGAUUGUUAGCGGGUUACGUUUGUGCGGAUUGUAUGUAUGUUUGUGUGUGGGCUGUUCAUAUUAUUUGUAUGAGGGGAGGGUUAUUCUGCAUUUCUGUGUAUAUCUUGCAGUGUGUGUGGCUUCCCUGGGUUCCAGUGGGGACCAGGCUGGCCAGGUACAGGUCAAGGACAGGAGCUACAACAGCAGCUGCGGGCUGCUCUACUACAGUGUGGAUUCCCAUUCACAAGUGCUGGGAGGAAGUGAUCUGCGAUCACUUCCUCUAUGUACUGCAAUGCUUAAAUUGAGGAUUGUCCUUCACCACCUCUUCGUAUUAGCAGAUAUCUGAAGUUUUACUGGGACUCCUGAUAGGCCAGAGCCUGUUUGGCUCUAGCAGCCUUGAGUGCCGUGCAAAUACACCUUGAGUGCCGUGCACGGCACUAGUGCUGUAGGUUGCCUACCCCUGCUCUAGACUUUAAUAACAUAAAUAUGGUCAAUGUCUGAAGUGGAAAAAUAUUCUGUGUGUAAGCAGAGAAAAGAAUGUCCAGACAGUACUAAUAAAUAAGCCCCUAUCCCCAGAAUGUAGCUCCUAGCAUAAGCAGUGUAAUACAGAGAGAGCUAUCUCUUUCAUCUAAGUCAAGGGUAGUAAAUUGUAAUAGUAAAUGUAGAGGAGAUUAUGUGUGGACAAUAAUAUCAAAAAGCCCCAUUAUGAAUGAGGCCAAAACCUAUCAAAUGCAACUUUCUAAACAAGCAUCAGACUUGGUGAGAUUUUUUUAGAGAGAAGCAUGAUCAUCUUGGGCUCCUACCUCAUUAGUUUUUUUAAUUUGUGCAUGUCUCUGGGUACCACACCUGUCUUUAUCUGACUCAUUCAUACUAUGUUUUCCCCACCUCUUCCAUUCUCUAACUUUCACUUACUUCCUUCUAUUCUUGCAGCUACAUGUCUCCACUACCUCACUGUCAUCAGAUUGUAACAAAUUUAUCUUCUGUUUUAAUCUCUAGCUACUCACUACAUGCCUCCUUCAACUCCUUCCUAAUUCAUUAUUUAUUAGCAUUGUUGUUUAAUUUGUUUCUUAAUUUUAUAGAUUCUGUCUUCAUUCUAAUAACCCAUCUCCCUUAGCUGCUUUUAAUUCUUUAAUCUUGCUUUAUUUACUCUGUUCAGCUUUGUUUUUGCUGUGCCCAAUUGUCUUUUGCUUUCCUAUCGUAAAAUCUUCUAUACUUCCUCUCUUUCCAGACAGCUAAAUCCCCCACCCUGCCCAUAAUCUAUGUAACAUCUCUUUAUUUUCAGUGCUACCCUCCUUUGCAAGUGUCGAUAUCCUACCACAUAAUUCUUCUCCUUCUGAUUCCUGUGUGCCAAUUUUAGACUAUGGCUAUAUCUUGUCUUUUUUUCCUUAGACGAUUUUGCAACUUCUGUAUUUUUUGAGUGCACUCGCCCCUUCCCCUGUUCAUGUGUUUCUUUCUAGCAUUGUUUUUCAUUCCCAUUAGCCAUGUUUCUGUCUUCAUCUUGUCCCUACUAAUUAGCAGAUUUUUAACUUUGUAUACCAUCAGCUUCUUUCUGUCACGGCUCCCCCUUCUUCUGCUGGCGUGGCCGCACAUAAACCAAGCGGCCACGACGACAGAUAUAUUGUAUACUUACCUUGGUCGCCGCAAACCGCUGCCCGACCUCCUUCCGUUCCGGUCCCCAGUGAGUACAACGUUAAGCGUUAUCCUUAGUCCUAAGUGUGAUAGUGUUCUGCGUGCUGGAUCAAUUAUAAUCCAGACACUUUCACUCCCAAACUCAGGUGUCUCUACAGCAGACAUCUUCGACUAUUCUCAGACCCAAGUGUCUGCCUUCUCUUUUGUCUGUAUUCUAUAAAGGAACACUCCGUGCACCAUAACAACUUCAUUUCAAUUACUUACCUCAAAGAUGACUACUUUACUCUUUUUUUGUGAAUGAGGAGCUAUUGAAAUUGUCAGCUGAUGGUCUCAGGUUAUCAGUGUCAGGAUUACUAGUUGAUCCAGCACGCAGAACUGUAUCACACCUAGGACUAAAGGUAACGUCUUACCGGGCCUUAGAACGGACGGACUUUAACGUACCAGAGAUAGUCAAUAACCAGAAACACACUCUUGGACAACCACUAAGGGAAACCAUGACAUGGCAAUGAGUAAAAGGAAAAAAGGAGUUUAAAUAAGCCUCUUUCAGAUCCGAUUGUCCGUACCCGGCCUUUAACCCCCAGAACAUGAGUGCGCGUCCUUUACGUGAUGUCACAGGGUGAGGUUGAACAUGUUGCAAUCAGUGAUUUCCAGUCAGAGGAUUCCUGAUUCAAGCCUCAGACUGCAACCGAAGUAGCAGUGCAGAUCUGACAUGAGAUAGAUUCAAGACUUGGGGUUAAAUCGUUAACAGUUUAACCCCUUGACGUAAGUCUGUGCUCAGGGACCUCUUCACACCAUAACGCCUUAAUUUCGAUUAAAGUGUUAUGGAAAGUCCCUUUAAUUUACAAGCUCUUGUGUGUCUACUGCCAACAUCUUUCCUUAUGUCCAGGUUCUUGUUUGUCUAUCCUAAUGCUUUGUCUGUGCCCUUGCUCGUGGUUUAUGUGUGUGCACUUUCUAUACAAUGAGUCAACUGUCUCAUCCAUCUCUUGUCUUUUAAUUGUCUGUCUAAUUGUUUUUAACAAAGUUAUUAUGACAAAGUUAGUUUUUAAGCCAUUUUACAGACAUUGUUCCUCUUUAUUACAGAUGCGUCACACGCAGAAAGUCUCUGUCUGGCCAGUUGGGUUGGUCGGGGGCCUGCGGUACGAGGGGCCACUGGUAGAUAAAGGCAGAGUUGUUGGAUUUCACACCGCUUGGAAGACACACAGACCAUUUCCCAUAGACAUGGCGGGAUUUGCAGUGUCUUUGACACUGCUCUUAAUGCAUCCAGAGGCUCGGUUUGACCCCAAUGCAGAGAGGGGAUUUCUGGAAAGCAGUCUUUUGGGACAGCUAGUAUCAGUGGAAGAUCUGGAACCUCGAGCAGAUAAUUGCACUAAGGUGUGUUUUGAUAUGAUUCAUUAAUCAUUUACUUUGUAUUACUAUGGAAACAGAAUGUGAAUUUGAGUAGACCAUGUAAAUUGCACACUCACAUUCAAGCAACUAAAUUGUUUAUUUGGUGAGCAUUUAAUCAUUUAUUGGCAUAUACUUGGACAGUCUUGGGCAGAAACCCUUUCCACAUAUGCCCAUCAUGUAAGAAAAUAAGUAUUAAUUAUACAAAUGGUCUCAGUGCUGAUUUAUCAUGAAAACAAAACAAGCAUGGUGGUUCUAGGGUAAAAUGAAGAGUUAGCAAUUUACUGUAAUGUUUUAUAGAAUCACCUCCCACCUCUAAACAGGUUGUGUUAUCCUCAUCUGCCAUUCAUUUUUUUAUUUUCUAGGAUAUGUUUAUGCUUUUCCGAAACCAACACCAUAUAUAUAAUAAAAUCUUUACUCUUGCUUGUCUUGUCGUGUAACUCUUGUAUUGUUCUCUCCUCCACAGAUUUGGGUCUGGCACACAAGAACCGAAAAACCAAAGCUCAAACAGGAAGAAGCGCUGGAGAAACUAGGAAGAGGAUCAGACCCCAAUGUACUUGUGUGAUCUUAAUUCAGAAUCUAAUGUGCAGAUAUCAUCUUCAUAUAAAAGCCAGACCCCAAUGUGCCGGCAUGAUCGUAGUGCAGACCCUACUGUACAGAUAUUACCUUAACACUGAGGUCAAACCCUACUGUACAGAUAUUACCUUAACACUGAGGUCAAACCCUACUGUACAGAUAUUACCUUAACACUGAGGUCAAACCCUACUGUACAGAUAUUACCUUAACACUGAGGUCAAACCCUACUGUACAGAUAUUACCUUAACACUGAGGUCAGGUCAGGUGCUAAUGUACAUUGAUGAUCUUCAAUCACAUCACCUCUGAUUUCAGUUAAAAAUAGUUCAUGGACAAUUGUGCACCUAGUCAAAUGGGUCAGUCACCAGUGUACAUUGUAUGUUUUAUUGCAGAGCUCUCACCCAAGACAGCUCCAAAGCAGAGUUACCCCAUUUCAACUUCUGUAGCAAAUGGGUUUCUCAACCUCACAUUGGAAAAAACUAGGAUUUCUGAAUUGUGCCAUUGUUUGUAGCUAGUCCUUGCACAAGAAAAACCGACUUGGGGUUAGUCUUAGGGCAUUAUUUCCACAGUAGUUCGUGCAAGUGCUCCCUUUUAUCCCUUCCUAUCUGUGCUACACAUAGAAUUAUGCAGUAUUAAGUGUCUCUCUAGUACUCAGAGUCAUUGCAGUAUUGAUAAAGUAAUUCAAUGUGACUGUAAGGACCAAAUAACUAGCGGUGACCUGAAGGAGAGUUUAGACUUGGGUGAUCUUUUCACAGAUAUUGGUUCGAAAUGUACUGACUAUGAAUAGGUACAAUCCCACUUGUGAAAUAGUGAUGACAGCACCCAAUCAACCACACUGCAGAAGUCAGUCUAUGAAUUACAGGUCACGUCUGAGAAGUAAUAAAGCCAUAAUACAUUGGUCAGACUUGCACGUAUUAAAAAUCCUUAAUUAAAAUGUUAUGGUCUUGGUAGAGGCCAGCAAAAUACAACAGAAUAGCAUGACCUUAACAUAGAGGUCAGAUGUACAUAUGUCAUUUUAUUAUGGAAGUCAAUUAAAUAUGAGGACAAUAGGGUGGGUUUCUUCACAUAGAAAGUUCCUUGUUACGCACUCCAUUUAUUUUCUGUGCUGUCAAGGCAUGAUAUUAUGGAGAAGAGAAACUUUAGUACAUGGGGAUUAAGUUACUACAUUGAUACUACAUUAUUAUUUCGGGGAUUGGAAGGGUUUAUUUUAUGAAAUUGUGUUCAUGGUAUUCCAUUAUUUAAUUCAGGGUUAUUUAUAUGGAGCCUGAGGUGUAUCAAAUGAAUAAACAAACUGUGACAACUGUAUUCAUUAUUAAAUAUGUUUACAUUGAAGACACACCAAUUUAAAGCGGGGUUAUUGUAAAACUGGUUUCAUUGUCUGUGCAUUGCACAGUCUGUACAGCCAUGUCUGUGUAUGUCAUUGUACUUCUUCCUUUGUGUGUGUUUCAUCUUAAUACAUCCCGGGUAUCUUUCCUAUCCCAUCCUCCCCACUGUACAACACACACUUGAAACAGUAUCUCUUUUUUUAUUCAUGUCUCUGCUUAAUCUACAUUAUGGAAGCUACAUUUGGGUGUACCACCACCUUCUAUAGACAGUCCUCCCUCUCAUACGUGUUUAGGGCAGACACAUAGGGAUAACGCACAGCAGUUUCUUGGUUAUAGAGGGCAGGUACUUAAUAUACAAGCAGCCUUGGAAUAUCUCUAAAGUCUCUAUACCCCCCUUAACUUAAACCUUUAUUCCGACCUCUAUCUGCCACCAGCUUCCCCUCCCCCCUCUGUCUCCACCUGACUGGAUUUGAAAAGGGCUUUUGUUUUCUCUAUUGUGCUAUUAAGGGUCUCUCCCACUCCCUUCUCCAGAAGGAAUCCUUCUGAAUCUGUUUCCAUGUCCUCCACACCAGUGAUCUUAUCCAUAGAGGUCUGAAGGUAUCGCAGACUGACCAGAACCGAGACCUGCAAGGGAGCAGAAGAUGCAAUCAUUCAGUGAAAUUCUGAGUUUUGUAUUG